Messenger RNA from Amphiprion ocellaris (clown anemonefish), 4307 nucleotides. RefSeq names its product lin-54 DREAM MuvB core complex component (gene lin54). The coding region runs from base 175 to 2613 and encodes 812 amino acids. The record is from RefSeq and is a predicted model, not a curated record. Gene Ontology annotation, cellular component: nucleus. Gene Ontology annotation, biological process: regulation of DNA-templated transcription. The transcript has 14 exons. Lineage: Eukaryota; Metazoa; Chordata; Actinopteri; Pomacentridae.
UCCAGUAGAAAGCCGCUCACCUAGGAGCGUGUUCAGUGUUGAGAAAUACAAUGUUGUGCUAGCUAGCUCGGUGUUAGCAAGCUCAGCAAGUUUGCUAGUACAGUUGUCCUGGCCGCUGGGCUGCUGAUGAGGACGAUAACGAUGGGAUUUACAGAGAGCUGAGACUUUGCAAGCAUGGAUGUGGUGUCACCAGAGCUUAACAGCCUCCUUCCUGAUGAGAUCAUGGAUACUGAGGCCAUAGAGGAUGUCCCUCAGUCCCAACCUGAAAGCACCACAUCCCAGUCAGAGCCCAGCGAUGACACAUCGAUCCCAAUGGAAACGGAUACACCCAUGGCCUCAGAGAAUUUGGGCCUUUGCUCAGACGCAACUUCAACAGAACAUACUCGGGCUCUGACCACAUCCACAGCUACAGACUCCCCACUGAGCAUCAGCCCUGGAAGUCAGCUUCCUAUCUCAAUUUCCAGUACAUCCUCGCCCAUUCUCACCCUCAAACCAACCUUGGCUACUUCCACAGCCACAACUAAAACUACAGAUAGCGUAACUGGGACUAGUGUCACUACGAGUGGGUUACAGAAGCUCACGGCUCCGUUCACCAUCUCUGCUGCAAACCACCAGAUUAUUCUCAACAAGGUGGCCUCAUCUCAAGCCACAGAGGCAGCAAAGUCUGCAGGCACUCCACCCCAGGUCAUCAAGCAGGAAGGACAAAAACUUUUGGUCACAGCAAUAGGAAAGUCGGGGCAGCCUAUAGUGCUUCAGUUACCCCACACAGGUAACAAGCCUGGCAUCUCACAGACUGCAGCAGACACCAAGUCUCCAGCUCCACAGUUUAAAGUGGUGACUAUUGGUGGGAGGUCGGACUUGAAGCCAGUGGUGGGGAGUGUUGGGAACCAGGUGACCACAUUACAGGCCCAGCAGCUGAAGACUGUACAGAUUGCCAAGAAAACACCAGCAUCUUCAGCUGCACCUAUCAAGUUUAUCAUCACAAAAACUGUUAACAGCAAAACUCUAAGUCCGCAGACAUCAGUACCUCCUGUAAUUGCAGGACGGGUCCUGACUCAGAGUUCACCAGUGAUUCCUCCGAGGACCAUAAACCUCUCUGAGCCACACAACACUAGUAUACAAAGCCUUCCGGGCAAAAAGAUUGCUAUUUCACCCCUAAAGACUCCCAGCAAGGUGACUGUAGUGUCUGUGGCCUCCCCGACCUCCAACGCCUCUCAGAAAUCAGUAGCGCUGCCUGUCAAUGUAGCACUUGGUCAGCAGAUCCUCACAGUCCAGCAGUCCACAUCUGCAUCUCCAGUCAAAGUGGCCACCAGUCAAAGUGCAGCACAGAAUAUUAAACCUGUGCAGUCUGUGGCUGUGGGAGGAGUGGGCGGUUCCCAGUUUAAGACCAUCAUCCCGUUGGCUACCCAGCCCAAUGUGCAGCAGAUUCAGGUGCCAGGAAGCAGGUUCCAUUAUGUUCGUCUUGUCACAGCAACCACGGCGAGCAGCACAGGACAGCCCAGCGGUCCCAGCACCAGCUCCAUACAGACAGCUAAACCCAUGGUGGUCAGUACAGGAGCAGUCAGGAUGUCUGUCCCAAUUGUCCCACCACAGACCAUGAAGCAGGUGGCUCCUAAGCCCUUGACAUCAGCAGCACAAGUAGUAACCACCACUCAGACCCAGCAACGCCUCAUCAUGCCUGCAACUCCACUGCCCCAAAUCCAGCCUAACUUCACUAACCUCCCUCCAGGCACCGUCCUGGCACCAGCUCCUGGAGGCGGGAACGUGGGCUAUGCAGUUGUGCCAGCACAAUAUGUCACACAGCUCCAGCAGUCACCGUUUGUGACACUCGCCAGCAGCUCCAGUUUUCCUGCGUCCGCUGGCAUCCAGACUCAGGCCAGAUUGCCUCUUAAUGGCUUGUCAGCAGCAGAGACAACCUCGAGACCAAGAAAACCAUGCAACUGCACCAAGUCACAGUGUCUCAAGCUAUACUGUGACUGCUUUGCAAAUGGAGAGUUCUGCAAUAACUGUAACUGCAAUAACUGCUUCAAUAACCUGGAACACGAGACGGAACGUCUCAAAGCCAUAAAGACGUGUCUCGACCGAAAUCCAGAGGCCUUCAAACCUAAAAUUGGUAAAGGCAAAGAGGGAGAGGCAGACCGUCGACACAGCAAAGGCUGCAACUGCAAAAGAUCAGGCUGCUUGAAGAAUUACUGCGAGUGCUACGAGGCAAAGAUCAUGUGCUCAUCCAUUUGUAAGUGCAUUGGCUGCAAAAACUUCGAGGAAAGUCCAGAGAGGAAGACGCUGAUGCAUCUGGCCGAUGCAGCAGAAGUGAGAGUACAGCAACAGACUGCAGCCAAAACCAAACUGUCCUCACAGAUCUCAGACCUGCUCAUGAGGACGACGCCUGUUGUUUCAAGUGGAGGCGGGAGGCUGCCAUAUACAUUUGUAACAAAGGAGGUUUUGGAAGCGACGUGCGAGUGUUUGCUGGAACAGGCCAAAAAGGCAGAACAGACUCACCAGCCUCGGGCAGAGGCAGAGAGGAUGAUCUUGGAAGAGUUCGGACAUUGUCUCAUGAGGAUAAUCAGCUCAGCGGGGAAAGCCAAAGCAGACUGUGCCUCUAUCAACUGCUAGGCCAAGCUCUCCUGGCGUUUUCUCUGACCUUUCCCUGGCUGUGGAGGCUGAGACACAAUUUGUUUGCACUCUGUCUCAGACCCCUGGGGCUCCUGUCCUGCAUGGAAACAGGUUGUCUUCGUCAUCAGAAGGUAGAACAAUAACCUCAAGGCAGACAGAUUCCCCCGCCUUAGGCAAGCAGGAAUAAUAAACAUGGAACAGAUUGCACUGUUCACCUCACUGAAGGACAAAUGGACAGAACUGCCUUUCAAGUUGUCAUCACACCCGUCCACGUGGUUGUGAUGGGCAGAAAACAGACUGAGAUAGUGCUAAACAUGAAUUUCAGCAUUCUUUCACUUCCCUUCAAGCCCCUAUCAAAGCUGUUUGUUCUUCCAUUUUUCUGUUUUCCUGUUAUUCUUUCUUAUUUUGAGGUUUUCAAAAAAAAUCGUCUGUAAUUUUUACGUAAUCAGUAUAUUUGUGCUUACGGUAGACAAACAGAACUUGUAUCUUUUAUAUUUAUUUUUAUUGUUAAUCAUUGUGAGCGCUAAUAUUGUGUGGCUUAUAGUGCUGCAGCCUGUUAAUUAACCAAGGCUAAACUAAAUUGUUUCAAAGAAAAUAAGUAGAGGCAAUCUUUGCUUUAAUCCUAAAUGCAAGUGUAAAAUGAAUGCAGUCACACACACAUACACACAUCUAAAAAUACACAGCACUGCUCAGAAUAGUUGAAACAUGGCUACACCGACUGAGGUACACAAUUCUUCUGGUGCUGUCUCAUGUUUUAUUAGUCACAUGCUUACUGUACAUUAAAAACACCAUGAAGUUAAAAAUAGUGACUUAUUAAAAGAUGUUCCUGAUAACUGCUCCUAAUUAGAGGUGAGCAGGCAAAUCCAUAAUGGCAGCAGGACAACGCACAGUCACAAUGCAAAGAUGCUCAGGAACUGCUUGACAAACACAACCAACAGACCAAGAUGUUGCCUCCAAACUCUUCAAAUCCCAAUCUGAUCAAGUAUCCGCAGGAUGCACUGGAACACGUUUAAGCCACCGAGGUUCCACCCCAUCAGGAUCCUUUACCCACGUCCCGAUGUCAGACACCCCAGGAUACCUUCAGAGGUUUAGGUUUCUGUUCCUGAGUAGGGUCUACACAGUAUUGUGCAGGUGGUUUUAAUGUUGUUGCAGAUCGAUGUACAAUGCCUAUAAAAAGUAUUCACCCCCCUUGGAUGUUUCACCCUUUUGUUGCUUUUAUACAUUAAAUCAUGGUCAGCCCAUAUAAUUAGGCUUUUUUUUUUAGAAGAAUUUGCCUCCCCAAAAAAACACAACUUGUCAAUAUCAAAGAGAAAACAGAUUUUUACAAAAUCAUGUCAAUUAAUUAGAAAUAUAUAAGGGAAAGUAAAUGAUUGCAUAAAUAUUCACCCCCUUCAGGUCAGUAUUUAGUAGAUGCGCCUUUGCACUGAGUCUGUCUCAAUCAGCCUGAACAUCUGGACGCUGCAAUUCUCCAUUAUUUACAAAACAACUCGAGCUCUGUCAGGUUGCUCAAGGAUCGGGAGUGAACAGCUCUUUUUAAGCCCAACCCACAAAUUCUCGACUGGAUUAAGAUAUGGGCUUUGACUUGGCCACUCCGGAACAUUCACCUUGGUGUCUUUGAACCAUUUCUGUGUAGUUUUGGCUGUAUGCUUGGGGUCAUUGUCUUGCUGGAAAAUAAAUCUCAAAAGUCGUAGUUC